GAACCGGAAGAGUGGGCUGCUCCGUCGUGUUGCCGGAACUCUAUAGCCUUCUCCUCCCUCUCUACAGACGCGGAGGUCCCUUUGGCGGCGGUUUGAUUUCCUUCAAGAUGGCGGCGGCGGGCGCGAAUGGGGCCGUUUCUCUUAACCGGGACGGCAGGAAGAAGAGGGCGACGGCGGCGACGCUUCUUCUGCUGCUGCUGUAUCUGUGUGGGGCCACCUGGGCGUCGUCAUCUCUUUCCCCGGAGGACCAGGCCGCGUCGCUCUCCUUGAGCCCAGUGCUAGAGCUACGCGGCUCCAACUGGAGCCUCCUGCUGCAGGGCCACUGGAUGGUGGAAUUCUAUGCCCCUUGGUGCCCUGCCUGCCAGCAGAUGGAAUCAGCAUGGGAAGCAUUUGCGAGAAAUGGCAAAGACCUCGAACUCAAUGUGGGCAAGGUGGAUGUUACACAGGAACCAGGCGUAAGUGGUCGUUUCUUUGUCACUACACUUCCCACUAUCUACCAUGCAAAGGAUGGAAUUUUCCGCAGAUAUCGUGGCUCAAGGUCACUCGAGGAUCUAGAGGGCUAUAUCCUGGAGAAAAAAUGGGAAGCUGUAGAACCUGUGGCAGGAUGGAAGUCCCCAUCAUCUAUACUGAUGCAUGGAAUGGCAGGACUCUUCUAUUUAUCUGGAUGGAUCAGGCAAAUCCACAACUACUUAACAGACACUCUUGGACUUCACAUUUGGGUUUCCUAUGCUGUCUUCAUACUGGGCACUUUAUUGGUUGGUCUUAUCUUGGGCUUGAUACUGGUUUUGCUUUCAGACUGCAUUUUCCCAUCAAAGUCCAAAACAGAAGAUCCUGAUUUGAUGGUUCCCAAUGAGGAUAAAAUAGAAGAGCAACGGGAGCCACUGCAGCGAGCAGCAGGAGAGACAGUUACAGAAAAGGAGUUGCCUGAAGGAGACAACGAGGAAGGUGGGGAAGAAGAGUCUCAAGAGAAUUCAUCAGAUGACUCUGCGGUUGAAGGAUCUCAGUCAGAAGAUGAAUUGGAACAUCAGGAAUCUGACAAAGUAGAGCAAAGCUCUGUAAGGCAACGUAAAAACCAGGUGGAGGCUGCUGAACUAUAGUGCAGUUUGCUGUAUACAUAUUUCUAUGUGGACCAAAGACGCAUCAAGAUUCCCCCCUUUUUUUUGCAGCUGUAUCCAAACACUUGACCUGUAAACUGUUACAGUUUA
Anolis carolinensis (green anole) is the source of this 1205-nucleotide messenger RNA. It is a transcript of the gene tmx4, whose product is annotated as thioredoxin related transmembrane protein 4. Gene Ontology annotation, molecular function: disulfide oxidoreductase activity. Lineage: Eukaryota; Metazoa; Chordata; Lepidosauria; Squamata; Anolidae. Gene Ontology annotation, cellular component: endomembrane system. The record is from RefSeq and is a predicted model, not a curated record. The transcript is spliced from 8 exons. Bases 108 to 1097 code for a protein of 329 amino acids.